This is a messenger RNA of Juglans regia (Persian walnut), 2222 nucleotides long. RefSeq lists its product as uncharacterized. The coding region runs from base 19 to 1953 and encodes 644 amino acids. The record is from RefSeq and is a predicted model, not a curated record. NCBI's taxonomy places the organism in Eukaryota, Viridiplantae, Streptophyta, Magnoliopsida, Fagales, Juglandaceae. The transcript has 13 exons.
ACUGGCGGUGUCUCAGCUAUGGACGUUGAUCCGUUUCUCGAGUUCAUCGAUUAUGCGAGGUCUGUGCUCUCUCCCGCAGACGAUGAUUCGGAUCCUAAUGGAAACUGCAGUGGCCCCGGGUGGAGCUGGAUCGCUUCUCGGAUUCUCAAGACUUGCGUUGCCUACUCGAGCGGUGUCACCGCUGCGAUUCUGCUCUCUGAUCUCUCUCAGGCUUGGAACGAGCAAUGUAGGGCUGGAGCCCCAAAGAAAAGGCCGGAAUGUAUAAAUCAAUUGAAAAAGAACCAUAGGAGAACAAAGCUUCCAAACACGGUUUCGAUUGACACUAUAUAUGACAGAAACUUCCUUUCCUUGAGUAGCGUCUUGGAGGCUGUUAUUGUCGAUGCCUUUUCUCUCCCAGGUACAAACAUCUACAUGCUUACUUUGGGGGAUUUUCGAAGCUCCAACACCAUAGACCUUUAUCUCCACCGCAGAUAUUAUGAUUUGGUGGAUCCUCAGAAUGGAAUUCUGAAGAAAGGGAGGGAGAUUUUACUCACUGGAUGUUAUCUUCGUACAGCUGCCGAAGGAUCUGGGUGUCCAAGACUUUUGCCUACAGAGUAUUUGGUGAUAUUGUUAGAUGAGGAGGAAGAUGACGAUGCAAUGCUGCUAGGAGCUCAGUUUUGUUCAGAUACUUUCUCUUCCAUUUCUCCUGAUGCGGUAAAAAAAGGGGAUUCCUUUUCAUUGCUUGCUAGGAUUGAGUCUAUUGGGUCAUUGGAAUUUCAGGGAAGGUUUGGCAGCCUACAGAGGAAACAAAUUACACUUGUUGAUAAUGAUGGUGUCAAGUUAAAGUUUGUCUUGUGGGGUGAACAGGUUCUCCUUGCUAACCUUUUCAGUGUCUCAAGUAUGCUCGCGCUGGAUAGACCUUUUAUUUCAAAUUCCAUAGAGAGUACAGUUGAAACAAGUGAUGAUUUUUGCCUUGAAUACGGUAGUGCGACACAAUUAUAUUUGGUUCCUUCCAUUCAACAUGAGGAGCAAGUAUGUGUAGCAUUGACACAAAAUCAAUAUCAAGGACCAAGGCUACUGAAUACAUUGGAUCCUAGUCAGGAUCCUAAAGUUUCACAAGUUUCCCUACCCUGUGAUUCACGGGGUUCGAUUGACUUCAGUAGUUAUCCUUUUCGAUCAUUUGUAAUAGACCUUCAUGACAAGAUGACAGGCAUCAGCCUCUAUGGUGUUGUUACAGAUAUUAUCAAAGAGAAACAUGCAGCAGAAGCUCUCUUCUCUCUGAGAAUUGAAGAUACUACUGGAGCCAUUUGGGUGACGCUACAUUUUGCCAAAUUUUGGUCAUUGGGCCGAUUAAGCUUUGGUCAUACAGUUUAUAUUUCUGGUUUAACAUGCUCUAUGACAAAGCAAAACCGCCUGGAAGCAUUAUGGUUUGAGAAUGAUAUCAGAUCUUCUUUCUUCAUCCUUAGUUGCUUGCCUGCAUUGAUAAACUCUUCUUGCCUUCAUAAAGUCUCAAACCUUUGUGAUCUAUCUAGCCAGACUAACAGCACACAAAUAUGUCGAGUGUGGCUUGACCAAAUCGCUCAUUGUCAUGUUAAAAAGUCACAUUCUCUUUGUGGUCAUUUUGUUACCAAGACCCCUAGUGGGAUUUUGGAAUGCAACUUAUGUCGUUACAGUUGUGAUACCGAAGUUAUGCGCACUUUCCAUCUGAAAAUCACUCUUGCAGAUGAGAGUGCAAAAGUUUUUGCAUGGUGUACUGGUCAAACGGCUGCAGAGUUGCUUCAAAUUUCAGCUGAUGAAUUCCAUGAACUGCCUGAGGAAGAACAAGUGAUGUAUCCUUCUUCGCUAGAGAAUGAGAGGUUUGUAGUUGCACUAGUAAAUUGCAAGAGGCAGGGUUAUGCAAUUGGUGAUGGUUGUCGUAUCCUUGAAAAUGAUGGUGUGUCAUGGGAGAUAACUCGUGCAUUUAAGUGUGAAUAACGAUAUGUCUUAUUCAAAAAUGGAUGUUUUGACUAAGUUACUAACCAACUUCACUUGAGAAGGUGGACUGGAACUCUUUGUCUUGAUGGAGAUAUGGUGAUGGUCUUAUUGAUGUGUGGAGCGCAAAGGUUAUGUACGAGAUGCAACGUUUCUUUGUAACAAGCUGGAUCAUGACGCAAGCUUAAUCUGAAGCUUCAAAAUCAAAAGUUGGAACUCCUAAAAGUAAAAUACUCUGUUUUAGAGAGUAAGUUUAUAAACGGAAAAAUAAU